CACCCUAAGGGAGGUGUUUGUGUCACUCAAGACUCAGCGGCCAAUCAGGGCCUCCAGGUGGCCUGCCGGCACACAGAGAAGGCGGGUUCUGCCGGGUGCUAAGUUGGCUGGUUCAGCUGGAAAGCUGAGCUGUGUUGACUGGUUUGGUGUGCAGUGCUUUGAGCACUGCUGCUGGGCGCUGUGAAGGAAGCUCAGGCAAGCUCCAAAGUUGCGGCAUGGCGAACUCAGGGUCGCUGCCCAAAAUGGGGAAGAGCAGGAAGGAUGCAGUGACCUACGAUGAUGUGCAUGUGGACUUCACUCAGGAAGAGUGGGCUUUGCUGGAUCCUUCCCAGAAGAGACUCUACAAAGAUGUGAUGCUGGAGACCUAUAGGAACCUCACUGAUAUAGGUAAGACAGUGAUUUCUUCUUUCUUUCUAAAAUGUAAGGGCAACUGUUUCUUUGAUACAGUUAUUUGUUGUAAGUUCAAUUGAGAAUGAGGUAAA
Messenger RNA from Acomys russatus (golden spiny mouse), 482 nucleotides. Its product is annotated as zinc finger protein 120-like. The transcript is spliced from 2 exons. NCBI's taxonomy places the organism in Eukaryota, Metazoa, Chordata, Mammalia, Rodentia, Muridae. Gene Ontology annotation, biological process: regulation of DNA-templated transcription. The record is from RefSeq and is a predicted model, not a curated record. The coding region runs from base 216 to 470 and encodes 84 amino acids.